Messenger RNA from Anastrepha ludens (Mexican fruit fly), 1642 nucleotides. RefSeq names its product putative inorganic phosphate cotransporter. Gene Ontology annotation, cellular component: plasma membrane. The transcript has 4 exons. Gene Ontology annotation, biological process: transmembrane transport; monoatomic anion transport. Gene Ontology annotation, molecular function: transmembrane transporter activity. NCBI's taxonomy places the organism in Eukaryota, Metazoa, Arthropoda, Insecta, Diptera, Tephritidae. Bases 128 to 1465 code for a protein of 445 amino acids. The record is from RefSeq and is a predicted model, not a curated record.
AAACUUAUGUAUUCAAAUUUGUUUAGAAUAAUAUAAGUACAAAAUUUAAUUUCUCAUAUACCUAUAGUGCAUUCGUUUAGAAAUUCCGGUCCAGAGUAUUCAUCUGCGCAUUGAUUUUCGUCGGCAAAUGUUUCAAAAUCUUGGCUUUCGGCAUCUGCAAACAUUAUUGCUUUUCGGCACGAUGUCGGUUGUGUAUGCACUGCGCGUUAAUCUUUCGGUGGCAAUCGUUGUGAUGACAGAUAAACAAUCAAACCCAGAUUUUGAAGAGUACGCCUGGAGCGAACACAUAAAAGGUCUGUUGCUCAGUUCAUUUUUCAUUGGCUAUGUGAUCGCACAAAUACCUUGCGGCUAUUUGUCGCGUAAAUGCGGCGGCAAAGUACUUCUGCUCAUCUGUCUCGUGAGUUGCUCACUGUUGGCCAUACUGACGCCAGUUUGCGCCACCAUUGGUAGUUGGCAGUUAGUGCUCGCCUCACGUAUACUACAGGGCAUCUUUCAAGGUGCUGUAUUUCCGUCAGUGCAUACGAUACUCUCGAAAUGGUCACCGGUUGAUGAACGGGCGCUAAUGAGUUCGUGCACCUAUUCGGGUUGUCAAUUCGGUACAUUUGUUAUGUUGGCUAGUAGCGGAGUGCUUGCUGCAUCGCGUCUCGGUUGGCCUAGCAUUUUCUACAUAUCAGGCACUAUUGGUCUACUAUGGGCAGUCAUCUUCAAAUUUUUUGCUUGUGGUUCACCGAAAGAAUGUCGGCGUCUAUCCGAACGAGAGCACGAACUCAUCUUUUCGCAUUGGGGCAAUUCAGAAUUGCAGGUGCGUCGGAACUCGAUGCAUCCACCGUGGACAUCUUUCUUUAAAUCGUGCCCAUUUUGGGCACUCACAACUGUACAUUGCACUAACAAUUGGGGCCUAUGGACACUGUUAACCUAUAUGCCAGUCUAUGUAAAAAAUAUUUUACAUAUGGACAUUGAAAAGAAUGCGCUCUCAUCGGCGCUACCUUACUUUGCAAUGUGGAUAUUGAGUUUCGUAUUUACGGCAUUGUCAUUGUGGCUCAAUCAACGUAAAUGUAUGUCUUUGGAAACCAGCAGAAAGCUUUUCAACACCAUCGGUCAUGGCACACCGGCUGUGACGCUGAUUGCACUUGGCUACAUGGAUGCGGAUCAUGUGAUAGCUGCUGUCGCUCUACUAACCGUCACAGUUGGUAUUAGUUCGGCUUCAUAUCUGGGCUAUCAGAUUAAUCACAUUGACUUAUCGCCAAAUUUUGCCGGUAUCCUGAUGGGCAUCUCGAAUUGCUUGGCCAAUAUAACGGGCAUUGUGGCGCCGCUAACUGUGGCACUGAUAGUCACUAAUGAGAAAUCCGUUGAACAGUGGCGUAUAAUAUUCUUUUUAGCAUCUUUUUUAUAUCUACUGGGCAAUACAGUGUUUCUGAUCUUUGCUAAUUUCGAGGUACAGCCGUGGAAUGAUCCCACAGAUUAACAAUACUCGUUUAUAUAUGUAUGUAUGUAUGUAUAAACUUAUAUUUAUGCAAUAUGGAUUUGCAGGCAAAUUUGUAUACCUAAAUUAAUAUAAAAUAAUUUUGUAUACUAAUUACAUUUUAAGCAUUUCAAUUAGGUGUAAAUAAUCGCUUCUGUGUAAAUUAAUGUCUAUUGUUGU